UCGUUCUGUCUUUGUAUGCCAGGCAGCUGAGCAGCUUGUCCGUUUGAAUGUGCAAGGAUUGGAAGGGACCAUUUCCAUGGACCAUCUGUCUCACAGGCUAGCGAUACAACAAAGGACCCAGGAUGGUGUUAGUACAUGUCGGAUAUUUGGUUCUUCCCGUAUUUGGCUCUGUAAGAAAUAGAGUAUCGAGGCUGGCGCUACAUUCCGCAUUUCUCAGACCUUUGUCCCCUUCCAUUGUGUAGCUAACGAUCAUCUGCUGCUGUCUGCCGUAGCCUCUGCCUGUUCUCUGCAUCUAGCUGUAUUGUGAACCCCUUCUUCCUCAUUUCCUCUUUCCAUCUGAAGACGACAUUGGCAUUAAAACCCGAGUUCUCCCACUCAUACCAUGCAUAAUUCUCUCUUGCUUCAAUAUGGAAUGGCACCUAGCUGUUCAGGAGCACACUUCACCAGGCAUCAGCACAGCCAUGCUACCUCCUGCCGACAUUUUAACCUGGCGGCCCCCCAGGCUCCCGUCUCAGCAGAGUUCCCCCUGGGCCAUGCCAGCCAGCCCCCCCAGACUGGCCUGGCCCCCCACCUGUCCCCAGCCCCCCACCAACCUCCGGCCCUGCCGGCCCCCCCUCAGUUCCAGGACGUCCAGGGGCCUCCGUUUCUACCUCAGGCCUUACACCAGCAAUACCUCAUCCAGCAGCAGCUUCUAGAGGCGCAGCACCGCAGGAUCCUCCCACACUCCCGGCGAACACAGGAGCGCGUUCCUCUGAACCCUCACAGGCUCCGCUCGGGGUAUGACUACUCCCCUCCCCUCCACGUCCCCCAGCCAAUCGGCCAGCAGCCGCGCUACCUGGCCGAGGGCACAGACUGGGACCUCAGUGUGGACGCUGGCCUCUCUCACCAUCAGUACCAGCUCCAGCAGCUUCCACAGCACUAUCAGCAUUACCUGGCGGCAUCCCCCAGAAUGCACCACUUUCCCAGGAACACGACUUCUACUCAAGUGGUUGUGCACGAGAUCAGAAACUAUCCAUACCCCCAGCUACACCUGCUAGCUCUGCAGAGCCUCAACCCGUCGCGCCACGCUUCGGCUGUACGAGAGAGCUACGAGGAGCUGUUGCAGCUUGAAGACAGGCUGGGAAGUGUCAGUAGGGGAGCGGUUCAGACCACCAUAGAGAGAUUCACCUUCCCACACAAAUACAAGAAGAGGAAGCCUCUGGAUAUGAAGAUUGGUGAGAAAGACGAGGAGACUGACGUGGAUGAGAAAUGUACCAUCUGCCUGUCGAUGCUGGAGGACGCAGAGGAUGUCAGGCGGUUACCAUGCAUGCACCUCUUCCACCAGGGCUGUGUGGACCAGUGGCUGGCGACCAGCAGAAAGUGUCCAAUCUGCCGCGUGGACAUCGAGACGCAGCUCCAUCCUGACAGCUGAUGGCCCAGGGGGUGAAGCCUGACGGCCUGGCUGCUGUCAAUCACCCUGGUGUGUUUCCUGCUCCCAUCCACCCCGGCCCUGGUCCCUCCUCACACGGGUGCUUGCCAAAUGUCUCCAGACGUCAUGUGACAUCACCCUCUGACUCACGCUUUACUGAGCCAAUCCAGGAUUACUUACUGCACGAGAGAAUGGAGUCCCUCUCUCUCUCUUUCUCUCUCUCAAUAAAAGCACAUCCCCGGCAAAAAGACACACACACACACACACACACACACACACACACACACACACACACACACACACACACACACACACACACACACACACACAGGGUUUACUAGUUGCUUGCUGGAGGUGGGGUGUUGUUGCCGUCGUGUUGUUGUAGGUAGGGGAGGCAGGUGUGUGUCCUGUUUCCUGUGUCUUUGUAGCAUGUUCUUAAAGCCAUGACAUUAAUGUACUGAGUGAUUAACACACUACCCCACUUGCCAGCCAGCCGGCCACACACACACACACACCUUGCUUAUUCUGCCACAACAGGAAUCUAAAUCAAUCACGUAAAAGUCCUGUCGCCAUGUUUGCCUACAGAUCAUUUGUGGUAGUACAGUAGCAGUAUCAGACACAGCAAUACAGUAGUAGUACAUUUGCUUGGGACUGAUGCUGUCAUCAGUGUCGGGACAUAAUACGACUAUUUCACCGCUGCCAUGUCGGCCUGUCCCAAUGCUUGGGUUGGCGUGUGUUUGAGUAAAUAACACAGGUUAGUGAGUGUUUCACCAAAUGAGUUAUGGUAUCGCUUGACCUGCCGCAGCACGGGUUAACGUGUGUGUUCUGCCCCAGUGUGUGGGUUUCAGUGUGUAUUUAACCAAUGCGUGAUCAUGCGUGACAAACUUAAAGUGCGGGUUCAAGUGUGUGUUAAAGGGGAAUAUAGAAGUUAUAGAAGUUAGAUUAACGGUGGUUUGAUUGGAGUGCUUGUAGAAUACAAAGCCAAAUAAGGACUUUUAAAAAAAAAUGCAAAAAAGAAAUGUAGUAAGACCCAAUCCCCCAUCAUGCACUGCAGUGACUGGGUGAGGUGUGGGGCAUUCUGGGUAUGCAGGAGGGUUAGCUGCCCUGGAAACAGCAACUCUGUGCCAUCCCCUCCUGGCGCAGGCGUUAUGGCUGAGCAGUGUAAUGAAAUGCAUGUUUCAAUGUUGGCUUGGGCUGUUGUGUUAGCGUACAAAAAAAAUUACAAGGGGAGGGGGUUGUCUGUGCAUGACUUAGUUAAUCUGAGCUGUGACUAUCUUUCUCAACACUAACAAAGAAAAAAAGAACUGAGCACCACGUCAGCGGCUGUCCCUGACCUGUAGCGUGUGUUCAUCCUGCCCCUUUUUGGUGGCAAACAAAAUGGAAUCCUAUUGUGACGUUUACCUUAUUGCCUAAAGAACAAGCACACGUGAUGAUAGAUAUAGCAACAACCUCUUUCUUUGGUAUUGCAUUUGCGUUGGUUUCUGUAUAUUUCGGUAUAUAAACACGCAGUGUUUUGGACCCGAGGGAGGAGCUUAGUUGUUGAACUUGUGUUUUUGUGUGACAGAUCUCCCCUCGUUGUUGCUAUGCUGGUUUCUAUGCUGUAUUGCUAGAACAACAAUGUAGAAUGUUGUGUGAUGGAGGCAGUAUCCACAGUGCACAAGGACAGAGGUGGGGGAGGGGGGG
This is a messenger RNA of Salvelinus fontinalis (brook trout), 3091 nucleotides long. RefSeq names its product E3 ubiquitin-protein ligase RNF165-like. The transcript has 10 exons. Gene Ontology annotation, molecular function: zinc ion binding; ubiquitin protein ligase activity. The record is from RefSeq and is a predicted model, not a curated record. Lineage: Eukaryota; Metazoa; Chordata; Actinopteri; Salmoniformes; Salmonidae. The coding region runs from base 383 to 1411 and encodes 342 amino acids.